This is a messenger RNA of Meriones unguiculatus (Mongolian gerbil), 5411 nucleotides long. Its product is annotated as complement C4. Gene Ontology annotation, cellular component: extracellular region. Gene Ontology annotation, molecular function: endopeptidase inhibitor activity; protein binding. The record is from RefSeq and is a predicted model, not a curated record. Gene Ontology annotation, biological process: complement activation; inflammatory response. The coding region runs from base 90 to 5312 and encodes 1740 amino acids. The transcript has 41 exons. NCBI's taxonomy places the organism in Eukaryota, Metazoa, Chordata, Mammalia, Rodentia, Muridae.
UCCAGAGUCACACUCUGCCCCAACCCUAGGCUGGCCAGAGGGGAGCAGGUGGUGAGACCAGUGCUCUGGCCUCUCCCAGGUCCCCAGCCAUGCGGCUCCUCUGCGGCCUGGCCUGGGUGUGGAGCGUCUUUGCCUUGUCUCUGCAGGAGCCCAGGUUGCUGCUGUUCUCCCCUUCUGUGGUUAACUUGGGGGUCCCCUUGUCAGUGGGGGUGCAGCUCCAGGAUGCCCGUCCAGGAGAGAAAGUGAGUGGAUCAGUGUUCCUGAGAAACCUGAACAGUCGCCUCUGCUCCCCAAAGAAGUCGUUUGUGCUCAGCUCAGGAAAUGACUUUGUGCUUCUCAGCCUCGAGGUCCCACUGAAGGAUGUGAGGGACUGUGGCCUCUUUGACCUCCGCGGAGCCCCCCACGUCCAGCUGGUGGCUCAGUCUCCGUGGCUAGAGAACUUAGAGCCCAAAGGCAUAAGCACCCAAGGUGUCAACCUGCUCUUCUCUUCUCGCCGAGGACACAUCUUUGUGCAGACUGACCAGCCUAUUUAUAACCCUGGCCAGCGGGUUCGAUACCGGGUCUUUUCGCUGGAUCAAAAGAUGCGCCCAGCCACUGACACCCUUGUGAUUACGGUGGAGAACUCCCAUGGCCUCCGCGUACGCAAGAAGGAGGUGUUUGCCCCCACUUCCAUCUUCCAGGAUGACUUCAUCAUCCCAGACAUCUCAGAGCCAGGGACCUGGAAGAUCUCGGCGAGAUUCUCAGACAGCCUGCAGUCCAACAGCAGUACCCACUUUGAAGUGAAGAAAUACGUCCUUCCCAACUUUGAAGUGAAGAUUACUCCCAAGAAGCCGUAUAUCCUGACUGUACCCAACAACGCUGAUGAAAUCCAGUUGGACAUCCAGGCCAGGUAUGUCUACGGGAAGCCCGUGAAGGGUGUGGCUUACACCCGCUUUGCACUCAUGGACGAGCAUGGGAAGAAGACUUUCCUUCGGGGCCUAGAGAGCCAGAGCAAGUUGGUGGAAGGCCAGAGCCACGUUUCCAUCUCAAGGGAACAGUUCCAGGCUGCCCUGGACAGGCUCAACGCUGGGCUCAGGGACCUGGAGGGGAUGCGUCUCUACACCGCCACGGCCGUCAUUGAGUCCCCAGGUGGAGAGAUGGAGGAGGCGGAGCUCAUGUCCUGGCGCUUCGUGUCCUCUGCCUUCUCCCUGGAUCUCAGCAACAGCAAGCAGCAUCUUGUGCCUGGGGCUCCCUUCCUGCUGCAGGCCCUGGUCCGAGAAAUGUCAGGCUCCGUGGCCCCUGACGUUCCCGUCAAGGUUUCUGCCACGUUGCUGUCCGGCUCUGACUCAAAAGCCCUCGACUUUCAACAGGACACCAACAGGCUUGGCCAAGUCAGCAUUCCCGUGCCGGUCCCGCCGACCAUCACAGAGCUUCGGCUCUUGGUGUCUGCGGGCUCGCUGUACCCAGCCGUCGCCAGGCUCACCAUGCAAGCCCCGCCUUCCAGAAGCUCGGGCUUUCUGUCCAUUGAGCCGCUCGACCCCCGGGCCCCAAGUGUGGGGGACACCCUCACCCUGAACCUGCGGACCGUGGGCACCCAAGGGGCUGCUUUCUCUCACUACUAUUACAUGCUCGUCUCCCGGGGCCAGAUCGUGGCUGCCAGCCGGGAGCCCAGGAGCACCGUGACCUCUGUCUCCGUGUUCGUGGACCACCGCCUGGCGCCCUCCUUCUACUUUGUGGCCUACUUCUACCACCAGGGACUCCCAGUGGCCAACUCCCUGCUCAUCAACGUCCAGCCUGGGGACUGUGAGGGCAAGCUUGAACUGAACGUGGAUGGCCCCAAGGAGUACCGCAAUGGGGACAGCAUGAAGCUCCAGAUUCGGACAGACUCCCCAGCCCUGGUGGCCCUGGGGGCCGUGGACACGGCUCUGUACGCCGUGGGUGGCCGGUCUCACAGACCACUGGACAUGAGCAAGGUGUUUGAGGUCAUGAACAGGUACAACCUGGGCUGUGGUCCUGGAGGUGGGGACAGCGCCCUGCAGGUGUUCCAGGCUGCUGGCCUGGCCUUUUCUGACGGUGACCGACUGACUGAAGCCAGAAGGGACCUGAGCUGUCCCAAGGAGAAGAAAAGCCGGCAAAAGAGAAGCGUGAACUUUCAGAAGGCUGUCAGCGAGAAGUUGGGCCAGUACGCUUCUCCAGACUCCAAGCGCUGCUGCCAGGACGGGCUGACGAGGUUGCCCAUGGCGCGCACCUGCGAGCAGCGGGCAGCCCGAGUGCCAAAGCCGGCCUGCCGGGAGCCCUUCCUGUCCUGCUGCAAGUUUGCGGAGGAACUUCGCAAGAACCAGAGCAGGAGCCAGGCAGGCCUCGCCCGGGCCCAGGAGAUGCUGCAGGAGGAGGACCUGAUUGACGAAGAUGACAUUCUCGUGCGCAGCUUCUUCCCCGAGAACUGGCUCUGGAAAGUGGAGACGGUGGACCGUUCCAAACUGCUGACGCUGUGGCUCCCCGACUCUCUGACCACGUGGGAGAUUCACGGCGUGAGCCUGUCUGAGAGCAAAGGCCUGUGUGUCGCCACGCCCACGCGUGUCCGCGUGUUCCGGGAGUUCCACCUGCACCUGCGCCUCCCCGUCUCUGUCCGCCGCUUUGAGCAGCUUGAACUACGGCCCGUUCUCUAUAACUAUCUGAACACUAAUGUGACAGUCAGUGUCCAUGUGUCCCCUGUGGAGGGGCUGUGCCUGGCUGGGGGCGGAGUGCUGGCCCAGCAGGUGUUGGUGCCUGCAGGCUCCGCCCGGCCUGUGGCCUUCUCCGUGGUCCCCACGGCUGCUGCCUCCGUGCCCCUGAAAGUGGUGGCUCGGGGGUCUUUUGAGUCCCCAGUGGGAGAUGCUGUGUCUAAGAUUCUGCAAAUUGAAAGGGAAGGGGCCAUCCACAGAGAAGAGCUGGUCUACGAACUCAACCCCAUGGAUUAUCGAGGCCGGAGUCUGGAAAUUCCCGGAAGCUCUGAUCCCGACAUCAUCCCUGAAGGAGAGUUUAGCAGUCUCGUCAGGGUCACAGCCUCUGAACCCUUGGAGACUUUGGGAUCUGAAGGCGCCCUGUCCCCAGGAGGCGUGGCCUCUCUCCUGAGGCUUCCCCGGGGCUGCGCAGAACAAACCAUGGUCUAUUUGGCCCCUACCCUGACUGCCUCCCGCUACCUGGACAAGACAGAGCAGUGGAGCAGACUGGCCCCUGAGACCAAGGACCGUGCUGUGGAUCUGAUCCAGAAAGGCCACAUGCGGAUCCAGCAGUUCCGCAAGAAAGAUGGCUCCUUUGGGGCGUGGCUACACCGGGACAGCAGCACCUGGCUCACGGCCUUUGUGCUGAAGAUUCUGAGUCUGGCCCAGGAGCAGGUGGGCGACUCCCCGGAGAAGCUUCAGGAGACAGCUGAGUGGCUGCUGUCGCAGCAGCUGGGGGACGGCUCCUUCCACGACCCGUGUCCAGUCAUCCACAGAGACAUGCAGGGCGGCUUGGUGGGGACAGAUGAGACCGUGGCGCUCACUGCCUUCGUUGUCAUUGCCCUUCACCAUGGGCUGGCGGUCUUCCAGGACGGGGGCGCCCCACAGCUGAAGAACAGAGUGGAGGCCUCCAUCUCCAAGGCAAACUCAUUCUUGGGGCAGAAGGCAAGUGCCGGGCUCCUGGGUGCCCACGCAGCCGCCAUCACAGCCUAUGCCCUGACGCUGACCGAGGCCUCCGAGGACCUGCAGAAUGUCGCCCACAACAGCCUGAUGGCCAUGGCUGAGGAAACGGGCGAGAACCUCUACUGGGGCUCAGUCGCUGGCUCCCAGGACAAAGCCGGCUCACCCACCCCAGCUCCUCUUAGCCCAUCCGAGCCCGUGCCCCAGGCCCCGGCGCUGUGGAUUGAAACCACGGCCUAUGCCCUGUUACACCUGCUGCUGCGGGAGGGCAAGGGAGAGAUGGCCGACAAGGCCGCGGCCUGGCUCACCCACCAGGGCAGCUUCAAAGGGGCAUUCCGCAGCACCCAGGACACGGUGAUCACCCUGGACGCCCUGUCCGAGUACUGGAUCGCCUCCCAUACCCGGGAGGAGAAGGCACUCAAUGUGACUCUCAGUUCCUUUGGCCGCAGUGGGUUCAAGUCCCACCUGCUGCAACUUAACAACCACCAAGUCAAGGGCCUGGAGGAGGAGCUGAAGUUCUCUCUGGGCAGCAAGAUCGAUGUGAAGGUGGGAGGAAACAGCAAAGGCACCUUGAAGAUCCUCCGUUCCUACAACGUCCUGAAUUUGAAGAACACGACCUGCCAGGAUCUGCAGAUGGAAGUGACCGUCACGGGCUAUGUGGAAUACACAAGGGAAGCCAACGAGGACUAUGAAGACUACGAGUACGACCUGCCGGCCGCAGAUGACCCCCGUGCCCACCUGCAGCCUGUGACGCCCCUGCAGCUGUUUGAGGGCCGGAGGAGCCGGCGCAGGCGGGAGGCGCCCAAGGCCGAAGAGGAGCAGGAAUCCAGGGUGCAGUACACCGUGUGCAUCUGGCGCAAGGGCGACGUGGGGCUGUCCGGCAUGGCCAUCGCAGACAUCACCCUUCUGAGUGGCUUCCAUGCCCUGAGGGCCGACCUGGAGAAGCUGACCUCACUCUCUGACCGCUACGUCAGUCACUUCGAGACCGAUGGGCCCCACGUCCUGUUGUACUUCGACUCGGUCCCGACCACCCGGGAGUGUGUGGGCUUUGGAGCCUUGCAGGAGGUGGCCGUGGGGCUGGUGCAGCCGGCCAGUGCCGUCCUGUAUGACUACUACAGCCCCGAUCACAAGUGCUCUGUGUUCUACUCUGCGCCGACCAAGAGCAAGCUGCUGUCCACCCUGUGCUCUGCAGACGUCUGCCAGUGUGCUGAGGGGAAGUGCCCUCGGCAGCGCCGGGCACUGGAGCGAGGGGUGCAGGACCAGGACGGCUACAGGAUGAAGUUUGCCUGCUACUACCCCCGAGUGGAGUAUGGCUUCCAGGUUAAGGUUCUGCGAGAAGAUGGCAGAGCUGCCUUCCGCCUCUUUGAGACCGAGAUCACCCAAGUCUUGCAUUUCUCCAAGGACACCAAGGCCUCGGUAGGUCAGACCCGCAACUUCCUGGUCCGGGCCUCUUGCCGCCUUCGCUUGGAGCCCAGCAAGGAAUACCUGAUCAUGGGCCUGGAUGGGGUCACCAGGGACCUCAAGGGAGACCCCCAGUACCUGCUGGACUCAAAUAGCUGGAUCGAGGAGAUGCCUUCUAAACGCCUGUGCCAGAGCACGCGCCAGCGGGCGGCCUGCGCCCAGCUCAACGACUUCCUCCAGGAGUACAGCAGCCAGGGGUGCCAGGUGUGAGGACGCAGGGUGCAGGACCCCUGAACCCAGGCCCCAGUCAGAGGCUCCCCGGACGAGGGGCUCCGCUUGACAGGGUGAAUAAAGGCUUUUGGCAGCAGA